Messenger RNA from Cygnus atratus (black swan), 1328 nucleotides. It is a transcript of the gene SPC25, whose product is annotated as SPC25 component of NDC80 kinetochore complex. Gene Ontology annotation, biological process: chromosome segregation. Lineage: Eukaryota; Metazoa; Chordata; Aves; Anseriformes; Anatidae. The record is from RefSeq and is a predicted model, not a curated record. Gene Ontology annotation, cellular component: Ndc80 complex. The coding region runs from base 504 to 1208 and encodes 234 amino acids. The transcript is spliced from 6 exons.
CACCUGGGGUCAAAGCUGGUGCCUGUCUCAGCCCUGCGGCGUCCCAGGGUGCUGGGGGGCGCGGGCAGUGCUGCCGGGCGGGCUGCUAUGCCGCGAACCUGAGGCGGCUCGGGCAGCUGGAGGCCGUUUGGGAGAGCCCCAGCCCACGCCUCACGAGUGGUCCUCCCCGGCGACAUGCGGCGGGAUAAGGACACCACCCCCUCUGCGUGUCCUGACGGGUCGGCUCCGCCCGGGCAGGCUCCGUGGGGCGGGGCCGGCCCCUCACAGCCGUUACCGCCCCAGCGGCUCCUACCGUGCGACUGCGGCUAGAGCCAAUCAGCGGCGGGUUUGUUGCGAGGCGAGCGAGAGCGGCGGCCAGUGGGAGAGCGGCCGUUGGGCAGGCGGGAAGCCGGCGGCCGUUUGAAGGCGGCUGCGGUCCGGCGGAGGAGCCCGGCUGCAGCCUGCAGCUGCGCUGUGCCGGCAGCACCCCCUGUGCCGGUCAUCGCAGCCGCUGCCCUGUGACCAUGUCUAACGUAAAGACAGAGGACGACAUAACGCUCGUUGAGAGGGAAAUGAAGGAGUUCUGGGCCGAGCUGAAGGGCGUUUAUGGCACGGAGCAGCUCAAGCAGACCCUAGCGCUGAGGGACUCCUGCAAGGAGUCCCUGAAGGUGCUCUCAGAGAAAUGGGCCAAGAAGCUGAAAGAAGGGGACCUGAUGAUCGAUAAAAUUCAGGAGUAUAGAAAUGAGAUUCUUCGGCAGAAUAAACACAUAUCAGAAAAUCAAGAACAUUUGACAGAAAUAAAAUCUAACCUAAACCAUGAAGAAGAGCAAAAGAAGGAGUUAACUGACAGUAUCCAAGAGCUUAAAGAGGAGCUGAUGAAGAAAAAGGAAGUGAUAUCUUCUAAAAACAAGGCUGCUAAGGAGAGAGUGGAACGACUUUGCAAGUCUAAAGAGUUGUUUGAAGAGCGGCUUGGAUUGGAAAUACGUAGAAUUCAUGAUGAACAGUUACAGUUUAUAUUCAGACAUAUUGACCACAAAGAUCCUGACAAGCCAUAUGUGUUUACCCUUUCCAUAAAUGACCAGGGAGAUUAUGAAGUGACUUCCUGUACUCCUCCUCUGGAUUGUAUAGCAGAGUUCCAGCUGAAAGUGAGAGAAACUAACAACUUCUCUGCAUUUGUUGCCAACAUCAGAAAGGCUUUCACUGCUUUAUCUUAUAAACAGUCUGCCUAAACUUACCUUAUAAAUCUGUUCCUAGCUAUAGAGCACUUCUUAUUUUUCCUUUGUGUAUUGUGUAAGUAUCUAUUUAUCGGUGUCUUCCUCUAAUCUUUAAAUAAAGAAAAAUAAAACUGA